AUGGAAACUACACAAGAAGAACCCUCUCCUUCCAACACUCACACUCCAAACUCCACCAACACCGACGCACAAACCAACAACAACAACCACAUCGACGACGAAGAAGACGAAGACGAAGAAGAAGAAUACGAUGAAAUCGACGACGAUGACGAAUCGAAUCAACAAAUUCCUCAAUCCGCAGAAUCCAAAUUACGAGAGCAUCGUUUCAGACUGGAAGCCUUUUCCCGUCGAUUAACAACGGAGCUAGUCCCAAUCCGAGUCCACGACGUAAUAAUAAACGGAAACACGAAGACGAAGGAUUGGAUAAUCGAAGCCGAACUCAAUGGAAUCGAGAAAGCCACUACAAUGCAGGAACUCAUGCAAGCUUCGCAAAUCGCUAUUUCAAGGCUUCAAGGGCUUGACAUCUUUGAUUCUUGCAAUGUUAAGCUCGAAGCUGGACCUGGAGAAUUGCCAGGCACUGCUAAUGUUAUCGUCGAUGUUGUUGAGACUGAGAGCAAACUUUCUGGUGGAUUUGGUGUUUAUAUGAAACCCUCGGUUAGUACAUGGACUUCUGAAGGAACGGUUAAGUAUAAGAAUAUUUUUGGUUAUGGUGAUAUAUGGGAUGCUUCUUUAGCCUAUGGUGGCAGCCAAGCGACAGAGGUGAGCUUAGGGGUGUAUGCCCCUCGCCUCAAAGGGGUUUUAACUCCUCUUGUGGCACGAGUGUUCAUGCUUUCUCAAGAUUGGCAGGAGUUUUCAUCGUACAAAGAGCAGUUGUUAGGCAUGUCUCUUGACUUGAUAUCUACAAAGCACCAAGACUUAGUAUACACUCUUGGAUGGCGUACCUUAACAGAUCCAUUGCAAAUGGCAUCGAAAUCUGUAAGGAGACAGCUGGGCCACGGUUUACUCUCGUCUUUGAAGUAUACAUUAAAAUUUGAUAGGAGAGAUUCACCUAUUAGGCCUACAAAAGGAUAUGCCUUUGUUUCCACCACUCACUUUGGUGGUCUUAUACCGGAUCACCGGAGCUCACGGUUUCUGCGCCAGGAGUUUGAUGCUCGCCUUGCUGUCCCUUUUGGAUUUUAUAAUACAGCACUGAACCUUGGCAUAUCUGCUGGGGUUGUGUUUCCAUGGGGCCAAGGGUUCAGGACCAAGCCAUCUCCCCUGCCCGAAAGGUUUUAUUUGGGUGGUGAUUUCUCUCCAGUUUGCACCCUAGGAGGACCAACAACAUUAUGGGGAUUUAAAACUAGGGGAGUAGGCCCUGCUGAAUUGCGGAGGCAAACAAGAGAUGAAUCAAAUGAUGACAGUGGUGAUUCGUCUAUGCAUGACUUCAUUGGGGGAGAUCUUGCUGUUACUGCCUUUGCAGACCUCUCUUUUGAUCUUCCUAUUAGGUGGUUGAGAGAGAAAGGAAUACAUGCACACGUAUUUGCUGGUUGUGGGAAUGCUGCUAAAUUAACUCAGAGCGAAUACAUGCAUUUUUCUCCUCGGAAGUUCUUAGAUUCCUUUCGGCUGUCUGUCGGAUGUGGAAUUGUUAUUCCUACUAGUUUCUUCCGCUUAGAGGUUAACCACUUCCACAUUCUUAGGAAGGAUGAGCAUGAUCGUGGGAAGACUGGAUUUAAGUUCAGCUUCUCAGCUCCUAUGUAG
Molecule: messenger RNA, 1617 nt
Organism: Lathyrus sativus (Indian pea)
Lineage: Eukaryota; Viridiplantae; Streptophyta; Magnoliopsida; Fabales; Fabaceae
Source: the annotation of a GenBank genome assembly